Stegodyphus dumicola is the source of this 1018-nucleotide messenger RNA. RefSeq names its product ribosomal protein L5 (gene RpL5). The record is from RefSeq and is a predicted model, not a curated record. Gene Ontology annotation, biological process: ribosomal large subunit assembly; translation. Gene Ontology annotation, cellular component: ribosome; cytosolic large ribosomal subunit. Gene Ontology annotation, molecular function: structural constituent of ribosome; 5S rRNA binding. Lineage: Eukaryota; Metazoa; Arthropoda; Arachnida; Araneae; Eresidae.
CAAAGAAGUGAUAAUUUUGCGUGGAGGUUAAAGUUUACGUAUAUGGUCGCCCUUAGCCGAAGCUAUCUGAGGAGUAAAAAAUUAAAAUGGGUUUCGUGAAAGUUGUCAAAAAUAAAGCGUACUUCAAAAGAUUUCAAGUAAAAUUCAGGAGGAGACGAGAAGGCAGAACUGAUUACUAUGCCAGAGUCAGAUUAGUUGUUCAAGAUAAAAAUAAAUACAGUACUCCAAAGUAUCGUAUGAUAGUCCGUUUUACCAACAGGGACAUUAUUUGCCAGAUAGCGUAUGCCAGAAUUGAAGGAGAUUGUAUAGUGUGUGCUGCCUAUGCACAUGAACUACCACGAUAUGGCAUCAAGGUCGGGUUGACCAAUUAUGCAGCUGCAUAUUGUACUGGAUUGCUGCUUGCAAGAAGACUGCUCAAAAAAUUCAAAAUGGACUCAAUUUAUGAAGGCGUUGUUGUAGCAAAUGGAGAGGAUUUCACUGUUGAAGACAUUGAAGGACAGCCUGGAGCAUUUAGAUGUUACUUGGAUGUAGGACUUGCCCGUACCACCACAGGAGCAAGAGUGUUUGGUGCUAUGAAAGGAGCAGUUGAUGGAGGCCUUGACAUUCCUCAUAGUAAUAAGAGAUUUCCUGGAUAUGAUGCUGAGAGUAAGGAAUUCAAUGCUGAAAUUCAUAGAAAACAUAUUUUUGGACAGCAUGUUGCUGAAUACAUGAGAAUGUUAAUGGAUGAAGAUGAAGAAGCCUAUAAGAAGCAAUUUUCUCAGUAUAUCAAGCUAGGAAUAACUCCUGAUGAUAUGGAAGAUUUAUAUAAGAAAGCUCAUGCUGCUAUCAGAGCUGAUCCUGAACGUUUGCCUAAACCUGAAAAGACUGUAACCAAGAAGAGGUGGAACAGAGCUAAAAUGAAUCUGAAGGAACGAAGAAAUCGUAUUAAACAAAAGAAGGCCGCUGUUAUCAAAAGACUUGAUGCAGAAAAGGCAGAAUAAAUUUUUGUUCACUGCUGAAUAAAUGACUUUCUAUGAAA